Messenger RNA from Dracunculus medinensis (Guinea worm), 456 nucleotides. The record is from the annotation of a GenBank genome assembly. Lineage: Eukaryota; Metazoa; Nematoda; Chromadorea; Rhabditida; Dracunculidae.
AUGGCACCUCGGAAGGGAAAAAUCAAAGAAGAACAACCAGUUGUAACUCUUGGUCCUCAAAUUAAAGAAGGCGAAAAAGUUUUUGGAGUUGCACACAUUUUUGCUUCUUUCAAUGAUACAUUUGUUCAUGUUACCGACCUUUCAGGGCGCGAAACCAUUGUUCGCGUGACGGGUGGAAUGAAAGUAAAGGCAGAUCGUGAUGAAGCGUCCCCAUAUGCUGCAAUGCUUGCUGCUCAGGAUGUAGCUGAACGUUGCAAAGCUUUAUCUAUCAAUGCGCUUCAUAUUAAAUUACGUGCUACGGGAGGAACAAAAACUAAGACACCUGGUCCUGGAGCACAAUCGGCUCUUCGAGCUCUUGCACGAUCUGGAAUAAAAAUUGGUCGUAUUGAAGAUGUCACACCAAUUCCUACCGAUUGUACAAAAAGGAAGGGUGGUCGUCGCGGUCGGCGUUUGUGA